AUGUGGACAUCAAAAAAUGGACUCCACUUGUCACCCGCUAACGCCGAGACGCUACGUGCCUCCCAAGGCGACCCGACACACUACGCAACAGCUCGCAUCGAGGACCCAAAGUCUGCAUUCCAGCUGCUGUUCACUGAGGAGAUGGUAAAACUGAGAAGGUCCCAGAAAAACUGGAUUAACAUUGAUGCGACGGAUGCGGAGGCGUCCAUCGGGGUUCUGAUUCUGGCUGGAGUCUACAAGUCCCGCAAUGAGUCCGCCCGGAGCCUGUGGGAUGAUCACACAGGCCGGCCGAUCUUCAGGGCCACAACGCCCCACCGCAAUUUCCAAAACUGGAGUUCAAAUAUGCAUGGAAAAUGCAGAUCUAUACUGGAACAGAGAGUUGUGGGGCUGGAGGGACGCACUGUCACCACAGACAAUUUCUUUACCUCUCGUGCGCUGGCAGAGGAGCUGCUGAAGGAAAAACUCGCUCUGGUUGGAACAAUUAAGAAGAACAACCCUGAGCUUCCUCCACACCUCCUCCAAACUAGAGAGCGAGCGCCCAGAUCAGAUCACAACGGCCGAGUCUUAUGUGCCCAAACGAGGGAGAUGAACGUGUUUUUGCUGAGCACCGCGAGCCUGCGGAAGGGUCAGGAGCCGGGACCAAAGUGUCAAAAGGAGGCUGUUCCUGGAGGAGCUGGGGAGGAUGCUGGUGUAUCCCCGGAUGCAGAGGAGAGGGCGCCUCCCCCGCACACCAGCUGCUGCAGCCAUGACUCUGCAGAUCGACCUCUGGUCCUCUUCAGCCUCCCCGAUGUCCACAACACAACCACGCUGUUGCUAAGCGACGAUGGAUCCACCCUGUACGUAGGGGCCCAGGACGCCAUCUUCUCAUUGGACGUCAGUCAGAGUGACGUCAUCCACCUGAAGAAGAAGGUGGAGUGGAGUCCAUCUGAGAGUGAAAUAAAUGAGUGUCAACUUAAAGGGAAGAACGCAGAGGUCGACUGUCCGAACUUCGUGCGUGUUUUGCAGCCGAUAAACUCCACCCAUCUCUACGCCUGCGGCAGCUACGCCUACAACCCCCAUGAUGCCUACAUCGACGCAGAAAGCUUCUCCAUGGUAAAACAGGACAGAGCUAAAGGCCGCUGUCCGUUCAACCCCUUCCAGAGGAACACCGCCAUCACCGUCGACAGCGAGCUGUUCACCACCACGACAACCGACUUCAGAGGAGCGAAACCACAGAUUUCUCGACACUUCAGCAAAGAUGGCGGCCCAGACGUCAGCCUGGACACGUCUAUCAGCUUACUGCAUGAGCCAGUGUUUGUCAGCUCGUCGUUGGACUCGUCAGACAGGAAACUCUACUUCUUCUUUAGUGAAGUUGGGAAAGAGUUCAGCUUUGUGAAUGACUUGAGAAUCGCCCGGGUGGCCCAAGUCUGCAAGGAUGAUGUUGGUGGACAGAGGACUCUGCAGAAGAAGUGGACGUCCUUUGCCAAAGCCCCUCUGCUCUGUCAGUCUCCCAAACGGCUCCCGUUCAAUGUUCUCCAGGACGUGUUCACCCUCCAGCCACCAGAGGGCACUGACGCCUCAGAGACUCUGUUCUACGCCGCCUUCACCUCUCAGUGGUCCUCAGGUCCAGAAUCUGCCGUGUGCGUCUUUAAACUGCAGGACGUCAGGGAGGCGUUCACUGAGAGCUACAGGACCUUCGACAUGCGGACCCAUCAGUGGAGUCAACAGCUGGGAAAACACUCCUACCUGGGACAGUGUGGACUGGACAACGCUUCAGAUAGUGAAUUAGCAGAGGUGAAGAGGAGUUUCCUGACCAACAACGGUGUAAAACCGGUCGGAGUCGGUCCACUUGUUGUUUCUUCGGGGCAGCAAUACAGUCGCGUGGCUGCCAUGAGGACUCAGGCAGCCGAUGGAAAACAGUAUACGGUCCUUUUCCUUCUGACAGAGUCCGGAUUCCUCCACAAAGUGGUUUUGCUUAAUCGGGGUGCACACAUCAUCGAGGAGAUUCAGGUCUUCAGACAACCUCAGCUGGUCAAAAACAUCAUCCUCUCCCCGUCCAAGGGAGUUCUGUAUGUGGGGACAUCGGAGGGGGUGACCGCCGUACCUGUGGCCAGGUGCUCGAUCUACAGAUCCUGCAGCCAGUGUGUUCUGGCCAGAGAUCCUCUGUGUGGAUGGAGCCGGACCAGCAGGGUCUGCACCGGUCUGGACAGCAGUCAUGAGAACAUUGUUCAACACCUGGAGGACGACUAUGUGGAAAAGGAAUGUCAGAUACAAACCAGGGCCAGCUGGAACACAGAAGUCGGUGUUCAUUUGAACGAAGCAGUGAGGCUUCAGUGUCAGAAGCCUUCCAACCUGGCCACUCUGACCUGGACAUCCCCCCGAUUCAGAAACCUGCCAGAGAAACUCUUCAUCCUGUCAGCUGAUGGCAGUUUGAGCUUCCUCGCAGCCGCCGACACCUUCGGGACUUAUCGCUGUGAAGCGGUGGAAGGCGGGUACAAAGAAGAAGUUGCAAGCUAUGCUGUCCGACAGAUUGCUUCUCCUCGCUCCAUGAACCCGAUUCCAAAGGCCGACGAAAACCUCGUGACCAACGGCAAAGACGAGCCCUACGAGGACAUUUUAACUGAUGCACCAGUCAUUAUUACGAUACAGUCUUCAGGUGACCUCGAAGACUACAAGACAAACUACAAUGGCGAUAAAAUCAUGACCAGUUUCAGUGAAGAAACCAUCUUAAAGAAAGAAGAUUCUGGAUUGAAAAACCCAUUUCUAAACAAUGGUUUGGACUUCACCUCGACCUCCAGAAAAGACGCCCAGUCCGGGAACGAGCUGCCCGAGGAUACUCGGAUGCCAAAAGAGAAGAGCUACUACACUGAGCUGGUUAUCGUUUCCCUCCUGCUGGCGACCUGCAUCUGCUUGCUGAUAUUCGGAGGGAUCCACAUGUGGCGGCAAAGGAGAACUGGCCUCAAAAAGAAUCCACUGGUCAGUCCAGAGGGUGGCAGCAAAACAAACCAAUCUAUGGAGAGAGUUCCUUCCCUGAGCAGCCCAGACGAUCUUGACGUGAAGGUGGGGUAGUAACAGUGAUUUACUGAAAGCCGUCUUGCAGUAUUUUAAAUUUGUCUCAUGAUCAUUCCUACCUUGAAACACAUUUUUGUGAAAUCCUCUUGCUAAAUGUCUUAACCU
Micropterus dolomieu (smallmouth bass) is the source of this 3156-nucleotide messenger RNA. RefSeq names its product semaphorin-4A-like. Bases 1 to 3048 code for a protein of 1015 amino acids. The record is from RefSeq and is a predicted model, not a curated record. Gene Ontology annotation, molecular function: chemorepellent activity; semaphorin receptor binding. Gene Ontology annotation, biological process: negative regulation of axon extension involved in axon guidance; negative chemotaxis; semaphorin-plexin signaling pathway. Lineage: Eukaryota; Metazoa; Chordata; Actinopteri; Centrarchiformes; Centrarchidae. The transcript is spliced from 16 exons.